Ectocarpus sp. CCAP 1310/34 is the source of this 966-nucleotide messenger RNA. NCBI's taxonomy places the organism in Eukaryota, Phaeophyceae, Ectocarpales, Ectocarpaceae. The record is from the annotation of a GenBank genome assembly.
AUGGUAGCGCAGAGCGCAGCUAGCCAUGGCGGAGGAGAGACGGCGAAAACGGCAGGGGCCGAGGCACAGGUGUAUGCCGGGAUCACGGCUGAGGACCUCAGGACCAAAUGGCAGGAGGCGGUUGAAAAAUUGGCGAAAAGAAAGAUCACGGUCGUUAACCCCGACAAUGCGUUGGAAGGAGCUCUGUCCAUCAGGGAGUUCGACGGAUCUGUCGUUCGCCACGAGACCUUUGUCUUUCUGGACGUGGUUUGGCUGGCCAAAAUCCUCAAACCCUUGCUCAAUCACAAGGAUGAAGAGACCUUCGAGGGCCUUGUGAAGCUAGGGGGCACAGGCGACAUGUGUCUCACCCUCGAGGACCCAUUGGACAUCAUUUCGUGGUUCAGGCUCAAGAGGGAGGGAGUGCUCGAACCCCGGUUAGCGCGUACGAUGUGGUCUAAUGGUCUGUCCGAGUACGUUCUCCCCACUCUCACGACCCUGGGUCUGGCGUUCCCACUCGAAGCCGAUCCUGCCGGGGGGCUUGUAGUUCUGCUACGGCUAACACCAGGCCGCCCCGAGCGUGUGGGCAAAGUGAUGGACACAUUCUACUUGGAUCAAACCCCGGCCUUGAAUGCGAGUUGGAAAAUGUUCCUCGGGGUUCCGCCUGGUGCGAUUGAAAAAGUGUUGACACGGUGCUGCAGCCUCGGCGGCGUGACAGUAUUCUGGCGGUCUGGGGUGCUUGUGCAUAGCGCUCUUCGCGACGAAGAUGGCGACGAAGAUGGGUCCGACAUUUUUGCCGUGGUCUUGGAAUACUCGUCCUCCGACAACGAGCUGACUGCUCAGGUUUUCGGCGAUAUCAGCACUCAAGCUCCGUGGACGGUCCUUUCUUACGCCGCCUCGGCCGUGAGGUUGAUGCUCAUGGAUUUCCCAGGACUGCGCUCGAGAGGCUCUCUGAAGUGUCCUCAGCAUGGCUAUACGGCAUGCUCUUGA